UUUAGAACAAUUUGCCUUCAAAUCUUCAUUUUCCCAAGCCUAAGUCUCAAACUUAAAAAUCACCUUUUAACUCAUAGAAAAGCCAGAUAAGGUGAAGCGAAGAAACAGUCGCUUUUGGGGAUAUCGAAGAGGCUCAGAAUCAGGGAAUCCCGGAGCUUAAGACAAAUUACUCCCCUUUCAAAUGAGAAAAGUCGAACAAUGGGAUUAAAUACCCAAAAUAAUGCCUUCAAUUACAACAAACUGCAGGUGUCAAGUGGUCUGACAUUUCAUGAAGACACCACCUCUGAAGUGCCUUCAGAAAGGAUGUCUCAGUUUGAUUCUCCUAAAAGAAAACUAGGCAAUAGGAAAUAUAUUAACAGCCAUUAUAAGCGAAGAGAAACCGCAAAGGCUGAAAAGUUCAAAUAUAUCGAAGAUAGUACCUAUAAGAAAAUUGAAUAUGAAACCCCUGCCAAGAACGGUUCCUGAAACAUCAACUUCUCCGGAACAAGUCCAACUGUUCUCAGACCAAUUGAAAAUUACCCAAAGGAAGUGCUAGUUUCAGAGUCGGAUUUGGACAAGGAUAUUGAGGAUUAUUCUACGAAAGACCAUAACUACUGAGAAGUGCCCCAGAUCUUUACUCAGGCUGAAGGAGGCCUAGGAAAGAAGAUAUUUAAAUUCUCUCAACAAAGUUCUACAAAUCCAUCACCACACAGAAUUGAAUAUCUAUCUAAAGAAUUAGAAAAAUUUAGUUCAAGCCAGAAGACAAUGAAAAAGAGCCCUAUUAAGUAUUCCAACAAGUCCAUGCAUUACAAGUUGGACCGAAAUCCUGAAAGUGCAAUGGAGGUCCUAACCAAGAGUUUACUCCUCCAGAAUAGUCUUCAUGACCACUCCUUGAGGUCCAAUUCCAGAGGUAACAAAGAAAAUAAGCUAGAUAUGAGGAAGAAUGAAACUCAGCGUAUAAAUGCAAAGAGACAGUCUAAUGGUCGUUAUGCAUUAAACGAAUCAAGUUUGUAUCAAAUAACCACUCCUCAAGGCAGGUUAUCUUCAAAAGGAAGGCAGAUUGGAUACUCACAAAUUCAUAAAGUUAAGAAAGCGACUUCUACAGUUAGGAGACCCAAUUUUCACAAAUCUUCUCAAAGUCUUAACUGUACUUCUACAAAAGGAAAGACUGUAAAUCGUGUGAGUCCGAUGGAUAAAUCCAGGAGCCCUUCCAUGUCUAAAUCAUCGAGGGCUAAUGACAAGUACAUUUAUAACAGGCUGGAGCAGGAUCUCCUGAAAAUCCUGCAGAGCAGUAUUGUCACAGGCCCUGCCAAUGGAAAGGUAAAUUAUGAAGACUUUGUCAACAUCAUGUUCCAUCUUGGCUUUAUUGUCUCAGAGUCUACAGCUAGAACUCCUUUCGCAGAGGCUGAGCUUAACGAUAGAGAGAAUAAACUCCUGAUCAAAAUCUGGAGUCAUUUAAAGGGAAAAUACAAAGGAUAUAUUAAUCUAGACAAUAUUAAAGUUUACCUUGCUGGGAUCCUCAAUGUUGACCUCAGCUUUAUGUAUGAUAGGUCGUACUUGAAGACUACUACGGAAGCACAGAAUAAGAGAGAUUUCUCACCAUCCUUGACCUUCAAUGGGCUCUUAAGAAGCCAAUCAAACAACCGAUAUGCAGGCAUGUCUACUUCAACCCAACAGGUGAAAAAUAUGAAAUCGAAAAAGACUGGUUAUAAGAGUGUUGGAGUGUUCACCACUAAAGGGAGAUUCUUGUUCAGAAAUAAAGAGGAAAUCAGAAAAAUCCAUUCUUACUACAAACUUCUAUCUGUUCAGAGGCUAAAGUAUGUCUCUCAGACUCCAAGAAAUGGACUUGAUAAAGCUAGAAUAUCGAAGACCAAAGUUCUAUACCAGAACUUCAGGAAGGAGCAUGAGGACUCUUCAGUGAACAGUUCAGGAUAUUUUGGUAAAUCUUUUUAUGAAGAGAGCAAGAAGAGAAGCUGCUCAAGAUCCAGCCUUGCUAAAAGAAGCCAUAUAGAAAGACCUAUAGAGGGAGAUGUGUGUAAGUCAACAGUAAGGCCUUUCAUCAGGAAAAAUGUUCCAGAGAAAGCAAUUCAGAUAAAAUGUGACCUCAGUCAGAAGUAUUUUGAGUCGAUGUCUGAAUUUGAGGAGUCUCAGAUUUCAAAAAGCAAAAAUAACUCAAUCUCAGAUGAUUCUAUUAGAGAAACUUUGAGAACUCUCUCUGUGAAGAACCAAAGCAAGGACCCUAAUGAGAAAUCAGAGGAAGAAAGAAGUCUCACCAUAUUCAAAUGUUCUGAUAAUACUACUGAUUAUGAAGUUGCUUCAAAUGGAAAGCAAUCAGAGAGGUUUGACAGGAGGCAACAGCUGAGGAGAAAAUCUAAAGCAGAUCCUUCUCUGAGAUAUUACCUUCCAAGCGAUAAAGAUAGUGAAAAUCAUGACCAAGAGAUUUAUAAUUUCAAGCAAUCCUUUGUGAGCAUGACUGACAAGACUGCUUUUUACCCAAAUAAUUUCCUUACGACUGUGAAAGAGUCAGAUUGAGAUGGUUCUAAACUAAGAAUCCCAAAAGAGAAAUCUUCAUAUAAUGACUCCAUUAAUCUCAACAAUACGAACCAGAGUAGUAGAGUAAAGGAGGAGGGAUCUCAACUGAUUGUGAAGGGAAGGCCUAACCGUCCUUACCUGUUCAUCGAUGUGAUAAUCAACCAGGACUACCACCCUCUAAAAGAGAGCAUAAGCGUGUUUGAAGGAGACACUGCAGAAAGCUUGGCUAUGGAAUUCAUAAAAGAACAUUCUUUGAACGAAGAGAUCAUUGAAAAUCUUACAAACAUGAUUAAGCACCAAAUAGCCAAGGUUAAAAAUAAUUCCAAUUAGCUAUACUUAUUCUUGGUAGGGAGGUUAAGGACUG
Molecule: messenger RNA, 2875 nt
Organism: Moneuplotes crassus
Lineage: Eukaryota; Ciliophora; Spirotrichea; Euplotida; Euplotidae
Source: the annotation of a GenBank genome assembly